Molecule: messenger RNA, 2299 nt
Organism: Ruditapes philippinarum (Manila clam)
Lineage: Eukaryota; Metazoa; Mollusca; Bivalvia; Venerida; Veneridae
Exons: 1
Coding region: 210-2021 (603 amino acids)
Source: RefSeq, a predicted model, not a curated record
CAAAAAACGAAAGUCAUUUGACAUGAUGAAUAGCGUUCUCGUAUUAUUUAUCAUUUACCUCGUACAAAAUGUUUCGCCCAAUUGUUUCUCUAAAUUUAAGUAAUAUAUUAGUUUUAGAUCAAAGAUAUUUGUGUAAUUAGUCUUUCCUUUCGUAAGUAAGGAUCUAGAAAUCCGGACAGUGAACGCUGAGAUGUAAGUGUCUUUUCAAAAUGGAAUACAAGGCAUUUUUCAUUUGUGUUCUUGCUUGCAGUUUUCAAAAUGUUGCAUCGAAACUGUUUACAUUCGAAGUUGAAAAUUUUUCACCGAACGCUAUGCGCAUGCCCAGAUCUGGAGCAUCUGGAAAUUUUACUGUACUCUUCAAUAACAACGACUUAAUUCAUAUUGAUUUUUGUCUACGAGUACCAAGCACUGUAAUCGUAAAAAGUGUGAUGUAUUCUAACGACGGGCCAUCGGACACGUUCCGGGCAACAUUAGAGGAACAACACAUUGGAUCUUUUACGACAUCGGCAUAUAAAGGUGACGGGAACGGAUGGAACAUGUUUAAGUCGUCAGGGCAACUUCCGGGCAAAAUGAAGCUCGGUAUAGGAAGACACGUGCUUACACUUCAAGCUACACAAUCAGACCAAUGGGGAGUGGAAGUUGAUUAUGUUCUCCUAAGCAUCGAUGACAAUUUCUUAGAAUAUAAAGAUCUUCUUUGCAAUCAGUUCUGCUUCAACGUUAAUUACGACGAUGUUCCGAGGGUAGAUUCUGUCCCGAGUGGAAAAUUUGUUCAAAAAUCAACGUCUACACAAUGUUCUGAGCAGGACAACAUCAAAGUUGAGCUAUAUCACGACAGAUCAACAGAAUUUGAAAUAACUGCCAACAUUCCAAAAUAUCAUUCCUUCGCUAACAAUAGAGAGCCAAACUAUGACCAGUGCGUCCUAGCAUCGCCAUACUGGAUAUUUGGAAACUUGACGAUAUUCCCGGACACGGCUGACGUACGAAAAGGCAACGCAGUUUUAAGAUUUUCUGGGUCGUAUUAUAAAACAAGAGCAACAGUAAGUUUCGACUUCAGUAGCCUUACACCUACAAGAGAAACAGACGAAAGACUGCUGGGUUCGGUAUUAUUCGUAAAAUUACGGAACAUGCCGCGAGAAAAUGUUACGUUCAAACCGGAAUACUUGCAAAAUGGCCGUUGGAAGUCUUUGGAAAAGGUUGAGUUAACGCCGUUCAAUAAUGAACAUUCAUGGCCUAUACCGGACAGAACAUGGGACGUGGCAGGUGAAAACCAAAUAAGACUAAUUAUAGAGCCGGGUAAACAGCAAGUUGUUUUAGAUACGGUUAGACUAGAUCGGCGUAAUACUGAAGAUACAACAGUGGAGCUUUAUGCGGACCCUGAUGUUGUAUUCGAGGGGGUGAGGCUCAGUUUUUGGCAGUACUGGCUUUACCAUCGCAAUUCUAUGACAGUCAGUAUUCAAGCAAGAGGCACAAAGGAACAUUUUAAUAUUGAUAGUCUCCGGGUGUAUGUAAAGGUUCCGUGGACUGGGGGAUAUUCGCAAGUCUUUGUCCUAUUUCAGAACGGCAGGGUACGACUUCAGGCUAUGACGCCGCAUGGUUUAGAUUAUAUUCCAUUUGGUGCUUCCGUCAACAUAGGCCAGCCACAGUCCACAGAUUCAGAAAAACCGUACUCGCCAAUAGAGAAAAUCGACAUCGAUCCUAAAACUAAAACAUUAGCUCUCAGGUAUGCCGACGGAAAUACUGCAAUAUUCAAUAUUGAGACAACAUAUACCCAAACCAAACUAAAUGUGAAAAAUGCAAUGUUCAGAAAAGAUCGGAAACUAUUUCCAAUUAUGACUUUUCAAUCUAUGUGGAUACAAGAUGGUAACGCGGACACCGAUCACGUGACAAUCAACGGCGAUAUUUCCCGCCAUAUUACAUCAAGCUGGACGGAACUGUAUGGAAUAUCGGCAGUGUUCUUUAAAAAGUGUAUUUCACGACACAAUACCCAAGGACCGGAUAUAAAAAUUCAAUUUGUGUCCUAGACUAACUACAAAAGCAAUUUUAUCUGAAGUUGUCGAUCCUUACUAGUAAAGUAGAAAAAAAACCGGUUAGAGAUUUCCGGCAGUGUCUCUUUGUUUUAGAACUUAUAAGGACAUUGUUCCUUUAAUCAUAUAACCAGUUAUAUAUACUGAAUAACAUUAGUUGUAGAACAUUCACUCUAGAACAUAUAACCUAUUAUACUGUAUUACUUUUACGAAGUGUUGUUUAAAAUAUUAUCAAAAUUUAGUAUAAAACUUUAAACUUGAUAUUAUUGAUGUAU